ACAACUACAUCAGGCAAAGACCAUAUGGAAGUGCCAUCACCAAACGUGGCCAUGGGGGAGAAAGGCUCCAAGGAAAAGUGCGUGCUAGCUGACCCAUGGAAGCACUGGGAAGAAAGCCCUGAGUGACAAGAUGUCAGUGUUCUCCAUGAUUGGCCUUGCUUGGUAUCUCAUGUACACAUGGCUUGUGGGGUAGCUGUUACACCCAGGCCUUGCAGCCUAGAGAGCUGCUGGGAACAGGAUAGCCCUAGUCAGAAUUUGUACUCCAGGCUGGAAAACUGGGGAAUUCCCUGUAAGUCCUGUUGAGGGGCUGUACCCCAAAUACAACCUGACCUGUGUCCAAGGUGGGCAACUCAAUUCUUAGAUAUUGAAUGGGUCCCAUGGCACCAAUGCUUCAACACCAGCAGCCCUCACAACCUCAGAUCACCCUGUUUUAAGGAUGAAGAGGUGGUUCUCUGGAUGCACAAGCUUCAAUCCAAAUGGGCUAACGACGCCGCAGCACAAACCCAGACUGCAGCCUGAAGGGUUGGAGCCUUGCAUUCACAGAAAGCAUCCAGACAUCAUCAUGGACUCAGCGAUACACCUAUGCUCCAAUGUAUACGAGUUACAGAUGGAAACCUCCUAUGCCUCCCAGGAAACACUACUCAAGUUUUUGAUCAAUGCUUCUCUGAAGACCCACAAGGGCUGAGAAGCUGUACAACACCAGCAGUAAAGUGAAUGCCCAGACCCCUCUUCCCUUCUUGGGUGGCCAUCUGGAAAGGCCACCGCCCCCAUGAAGGCUAACACUUCAGACCAGUUCUUGGCCCAGAUGAUCCUAGAUAAUUAUUUAACCUUGAACUAACUGUUCAUUGGCCAAGCAAGGACUGUCCCCUCUGGGGAACCACAUGCUGCGUGUACAUCCAUAACUCAGGAGAACCCACAAAAGUCUGUUCCACAUAGCAACAGAAGCCCAGGUGGCACUCAGUCUCACCGGGGUGUUCUCCAACAUCCCAGCUCAGCCAAACGGCUUUGAUUUGUUUUUAUGGUUAGACCCCAGGUCCUCAGGACACUGCUUCAGAAACAGAUUCCAAAUCCUCUUCUGUGUGUGAGUGGCAUUCCUAUCCUAGUCUCUUUGCAGGGAGUAUACUACGAUACGCAACCAGGCUGUCCCAGAGGCUUUAAACACUCCCUUGGUGCAGGCAGUUCACCUCAGCCACAGCCAAUGCAGCAUAGGGUCAAUUGUGUUAGGAGCCAUGGAGAAUCCAGAGUUGGUUGCUGCCCAGGCCUGGUCACGGCUGGCCAAGGUAGACAAGGGGUUCCUCUGUGGAGUUCUACUUUAAGCUCACCUUCCCACCAAAUUUCUCAACCGUCCUUGACAACACAAUUGUUGAAUGAACCCAACAGAAUGUUACCCUAGAAAUCAGGACACCUCAUCCCAAAGGACCUUUAAAUAGGGGAAGUUCACUUGUGCACGGCUGCUCCUUCCUACAGAAGACCUGGGACAGAGGACUGCUGUCUGCCCUCUCUGGUCGCCCUGCCUAGCUAGAAGAGCUGUGACCCCAGCCAUGAGGACCCUCACCAUCCUUGCUGCCAUUCUCCUGUUCGCCCUGCUGGCUCAGGCUAAGUCACUCCAGGAAACAGCUGAUGACGCUGCAACCCAGGAGCAGCCUGGGGAAGACGACCAGGACCUUGCUGUCUCCUUUGAAGAAAAUGGACUCUCUACUCUUAGACCCUCAGGUUCUCAGGCGAGAACCAAAUGCCAUUGCCGAAUCCGCCGUUGCAACUGGUACGAGUCGAACUUCGGGCCAUGCAUUAUAAUGGGCCAACGCGGCAGAUUCUGCUGUCGCUGAGCUUCCUAGAUAGAAACCAAAACAGUGCAAGAUUCAAUCCAAGGUCCUGAAAAAGAAAAAACACUUCACUCUGUGUACCUUGUGUCUUUCUAAAUUUUUCUCUCCAAAAUAAAGUUCAAGCAUUCAACUUAGUGUGUUUGACUUUUUAAAUUUUCUUUUCUUUUUCCUUUUUUUCCCUUUUGCUUUUUUAUAUGGUGGAUUGUACGGUUCCUUUGUAUACAGAAUUCUGAUCCACAUUAAGUUAACUGAUCUUUGCAUUCCAAUAACGCACUAUUCAAGCAUCAUAGAGCAAUAACGAAAUAGCAAAAAUGAAUAUA
Cercocebus atys (sooty mangabey) is the source of this 2143-nucleotide messenger RNA. RefSeq names its product neutrophil defensin 6-like. Lineage: Eukaryota; Metazoa; Chordata; Mammalia; Primates; Cercopithecidae. The record is from RefSeq and is a predicted model, not a curated record. Gene Ontology annotation, biological process: innate immune response in mucosa; defense response to Gram-positive bacterium; antimicrobial humoral immune response mediated by antimicrobial peptide. Gene Ontology annotation, cellular component: extracellular region; extracellular matrix. The coding region runs from base 1542 to 1826 and encodes 94 amino acids. The transcript is spliced from 3 exons.